Sungouiella intermedia is the source of this 2628-nucleotide messenger RNA. The record is from the annotation of a GenBank genome assembly. Lineage: Eukaryota; Fungi; Ascomycota; Pichiomycetes; Serinales; Metschnikowiaceae.
AUGCCCAAUGACUCAAAGAAACGAAGAGUCACUAGGGCUUGCGAUCUUUGUCGGCUCAAACGAGCCAAAUGUGACGGCUUGUCGCCAAGCUGUACCUACUGUGUCUCCAACAAUGCCAAAUGUACCUAUACUCAAGCGGCCAGGAAGAGAGGCCUUCCAACGGGAUACAUUCACGAUCUUGAAAAGAAAGUGGUGAUGCUUCAGGCUCUAUUUUCGCUAAUAGCAAAGAAACAAUAUUUUGACGGAAACAGUGUCGAAAACAAUGUGUUGGAGAUUCUUGAGCUGCCGAAUUCUGGCAAUUUGCUCAACCAAAUGGACCAAAUCCAACAGAAUUGGGAAGCUUCAGCAAUUAACGGAGCCAUGACCCGGUUUAUCCUAGAGAAUGACGCAGAAAUUCGCCAGCGCAAAACCUCGGCUAACCUCUCUCUUGAAAAUGCCCGUGCUGCGACUGACAUGACCCCAAGUGUAUCGGUUUCAAGCAAUAGGACUGCCAACACGCAAGCUCUGACUUUCUCGACAGAAACCAUGUCAAAUCCGGGACGAGAUACACUGCUGCUUGCAAAAACUACAGUCAAGCAUGAGGAAAUUGUCCCCACCCCGUUUAUGGGUGACUCCAUGCAAUUGGAUCAGCGAUACUCACCGUCUCCACUUGCAGACUUUGCAUUAGUCAAUCUAACAGACCUGUCAUUAUUUUUCCGUGACGAUAUUUUCCAAUUCAUCUCGGAUGAUCUAGAUCCCUCUGACUCUCGAGAUAAACUCGUGGUUCUCAAUUACCAUGGCCUUCCGCAGAGAAUUUCCGGGUUUUCCAGCUCCACAAUCUCCAAGUACAAUGCACAUACUCAGCGGAGAAAUCCGUUCCGAGUUGGAUCAAUUUUUAACGUCUCCUCGUCCGUUAUGGCUGCCAAUACCAAUCUCGAAAGAAAAGUGCCACUCGAUAUUUUCCGGUUCCCGUCUAACCUCCGAAAGUUGGUUGACAACUAUUUUCAAAUUUUCCAUCUGUGGCUCCCUAUGCUUGAUCGUAUUCUCAUAAUUCGCCAGGUCUACCGCCUUCAACAGCGUCCCAGCGUGUCUCCAGAUAUCCAAUAUUGUAAUGUUUUGGCUCUACUCUGGGCAAUUUUGGCAUUGGAAAGCAUUUCUACCAGCUCUAGUGCAAACACUCCAAGUGAAGAUGCUUCUCGAUAUGUUAGAAAUGCGGUUCUUGCGUUAGAAAAUGCCCCAGCAACAACCAUCGAAACAAUCCAGGCCAUGAUUCUUCUAGGUCUCUACUUUUACCAGGCUGGUGACUGGGACAAUUCGUGGGUGCUUGUCCUGAGUGCUACACGGAUGGCUAUGGAUGUGAGGCUCAUGAGGCCAGCAUCCACUGGCAAAGAAGAGGAUAAAAAACAUCCAGAGUGGGCCUCGUUGGACUCUAUCAAUCGUGAACGCACAUGGGCUUCAGUUUAUGUGGUAAAUACUCUUUUAGGUGCAAGAAUGGGCCGGUCACCGUUAGUGAGAGAAUCCGAUUGGGCAGUGGCUUCAAUUUCCGAGGAUGGUUGGGAGGAGUGGGAAGCUUGGAAGAGUUUCCACAAACCAGAUACAUUCCUGAGCGAUUCAGGAAGAUGCUUGCUGACAUUCAACCAGCUUUUACGAGUGGUAGCAAUCUUGAGCUCCGCUUUGACAUGCACCAUCAGUACUGGGAGUCUGGCCGACGUUGUCCCGGGCGAUAGCAGCCAAAGUCGCCUGAUUCACGAUUUCCAACGUCAGUUGGACGACUGGAUGGCACAACUACCGGACCACUGCCGCUUACUGCCGCAAUCAUCGCCUAUGGUGAUGUAUCUACACCUUUGUCACAGCUUGACAUGGUUUGUUGUGUGCGUGAAGCUUCUGGCAAUUCACACGAAUAUGGAUCCUGAAAGACAAAAGUUGGUGGAUAUCCGUAACAGGCUAUACACAGAGGCAUGCUUGAGACUAAGUAGUAUAUUCUCUAGCGAUGACUCCUUGGUGCUUCUUCAUUACCCUUUUAUGGAUUACUUUGUCCUCAUGGCACUUAAUUUCCCCAACAUGAUCACGAUGGAGGCACAGGAAGCAGCACUCCACAGUUCCAGACUAAUUGAGAUUUUGGAGACAGGGUCUAGAAUGUUACCUCCGUGCCAGAUUACGUGGAAUAUGUAUCGGUUGCAAAAUGGAGGAGAUUUCGAGAAAGACAAGACAUAUGACAUUCCUAAAUCUAUUGAAGCCGCCGAAAUGGGAGCUAAGGAUAUGGACGCUCAAAACAUUGGCAUGGCAACAAAAGAAGAGGAGCAGGAUCUUCUACUGUAUUUUAAUGGGAACCAGAGAUUCCCAGCAUUUCCGUCGUUCGAUUCAAGACCAGCCUACCCAUCUUACAAUCAUCGGACACCUAAGGAAGAAUUGGAUUUAUUUAUGCUAGACACGGAUUUCGCAAAAAAUGAUGUUCGUCUCGACAAAUUUAUGAAGAACUUGGGAUAUCUAGGCCCCAAAGGAGGCUUUCUUUCGCACACAAACUCCAACACCAACUUGUGGACGAAGUCUGGUGCCAUCACUCCUAAUCUUCUCGGUACAGGGUCCCCAAGUCUCGACACGCUAGCCUUGAGCGAAUUGCUUCCCAAGGAGAAAGGCGAGGAUUUGUGA